This is a messenger RNA of Arachis stenosperma, 1877 nucleotides long. RefSeq lists its product as uncharacterized. NCBI's taxonomy places the organism in Eukaryota, Viridiplantae, Streptophyta, Magnoliopsida, Fabales, Fabaceae. Bases 590 to 1549 code for a protein of 319 amino acids. The transcript has 5 exons. The record is from RefSeq and is a predicted model, not a curated record.
ACAAAGCUUCUUAGUUCUUAUUGGAGGACAAAUGCCUAAUUUUAAAGAUAAACCCUGGUUUAAAAAAAAAAAAGAAAAAAAAACCUAAAAUGUGGUCUAAGGAUAAUUGCCACGUGUUUGUUGUGGAUCCACCCUACCCCAUGUGUCAAAUGACUAGCACAUCUGAUUUACACAUGUGGGCUCAAAAUUUCAAUGAGGGGACCAAUACACAGUAAUGUUAUGUUCCUAGUCCUAGUAGGGCUAGUGUUGACAUCUUUCAAGUUUUAUUGCAACCUGUUACUUUGAUAAGAAUAAAAAUUGUCCCCACUGGGUUUCCCACUUGAUUUGUUUCUAGUUCUAGGUGGUAAAAUUGUAAUGUUGAGAAUUUGGUCAAUGUUGCUGGCCAAUGAAAAGUGGACCAAUAAUGGGUGAAAUUGUAAUUGCAUAUAUUUGAUUAUGACUUUUUUUUUUCGGUUUACUUUGAUUAUGACUUUAAUGGAAACAUAAUGGAGUAAAAAUGUGUUAUUUUCCCCUUGCAUUUUAUGAAUCCAUUCUUAGUAAACCCAUUUUGCAAUAUUUGACCCAAAUGUUGUAGAGUUCUAAAGGGGUGAUGCCCUUAAUGAGUUGCUUGAGUGAUCUAAAUAGCCUGUGGCAACCUCAUGGUAAUAAGGAUUCAAUUGAAUACUUCACUUUGAAGGAUCUCUGGGAUUGCUACUAUGAAUGGAGUGCAUAUGGUGCUAGUGCUCCCGUGAUGUUGGAGAGCGGCGACACUGUGAUUCAGUAUUAUGUUCCGUACCUUUCCGCCAUCCAAAUCUACACCAACAAGUCUGUCCAGGCCUCUAGGUCUAGAAGAGAGGACAGCGAUGGAGUUGAGUUCGAAAGCGAUUCGUGGAGCGAUGAUAGUGGCAGCGAUAACCUAUCUAGAUCCUUAAGUAACAAUUCCAGCAAAGCAUGGGAUGCCGUUUCUGAGGAUUCGAGCUCUGACCACGACGGCUCGUGGCCGACAAGGGACAAGCUUGGCUACCUUUACUUGCAAUACACGGAGAUGGCUUCUCCUUAUGCAAGGGUUCCGCUUAUGGAGAAGAUUCCCGAGUUAGCUAGAACCCAUCCGGCACUAAUGACAUUCAAAAGUGUUGAGCUUUCGCCGGCAAGUUGGAUGGCAGUUUCAUGGUACCCAAUUUACACCAUUCCGAGUCGAAAAAAUGACAAGGACUUAGAAGCAUGCUUCCUCACUUAUCACACAUUGUCCUCAUCUUUUCAAGAUUGUGAAACAGAAAGUGAUAACAUUGACACAGAGAAAGACAUAUAUUGGUGGUGUGGUUGGGGAAGCACUGAAGGAAACAAAUGCAAGAACAAGAACGGAAGCAGUGGUGGCGGCAGCAUUUCUCUGCCGCCUUUCGGUCUAGCUACCUACAAGAUGCAAGAAGAUCUAUGGCUGAAUCCAGAGCCAUGUGAAUAUGAAAGGAUAUCAUAUCUGUACAGUGCUGCAGAUUCAUGGUUGAAACAGCUCAAUGUUUAUCACCAUGACUUCAACUUCUUCACACAACACCCUACACCAACAACCUUGUAGUAAAUUCGCUUCGUUAACUAAAUUAACUACCCUUUUGGUUAGCUUUCAACUUCUGACUCCGGCAUAAUAACAAAAGAUUUCAGUUCCCUUGGGUCCAAAUUCUGAGAAAUGUAAAGUUUUGUAGUUAACCAGAGAGAUAGAAAGAAGGGGGUAGUUUUUUUAUUUAUUUAUUUUUUACCAAUCAAUUUCAGUUUCUUUUGCUAUUUUCUAAGAAGAAGGUAGCAGUUUGUAGUUGUAGGUAAUAACUAAAUUAUGAUCAAGUUUUGUACAUUAGUUUUUUUUUUUCCUUACUUUUUAUUUUCAUGACUCAAACUUGAUGGGACUGAAA